UGGCUGUGUUGGUCAGAGAAGCCUCCAUUUUGAAGGUUGAGGAGGGGGAAAGGCCUCGUUCAAUGAGCACAAGUACAGAGGUGGUAAAAUUGAGAACAGGACUCUAGGUGCAGAGGAGGGGCGCAGGAGAUCGCUGUCAUCCGGAAUUGCAUCCUGCACUGCCAUCCUGCCAGGUCGGUCCAGCCCGAGGAGGCCAGAUGUCCCAGAACGAGAAGGAGUCAGGGUCACCCGCUGAGAAUCGAAAGCGUGAGGUGCUUUCCGUGCCUGCGGAGCCCGCCACCUCCACUGGGCCCAACCAGAUGGCGGACCCACCUCCGCCUUCGUCCCCUCCUCCUCCCAUCCUGGUGUCGGUGGCCACGGCUUCCACCUGGUCCUUCCCCGCUGACCCGGUGACUCCCACCCAGUCCGAAGCCAGCACCAGCGGCGGCACCAAAACCAGCGCCAGCUCCAUGGAGGACGUAAGCAAGGAGUUUUGCUUCCUGCUGUGUCACAGCUGUAAAUCAGAAUCCAAAUGUCCCAAACUCCUAUCCUGCUUACACACCAUCUGCUCUAACUGCUUGGAGAGCCACAAGCCGGCCGGGCAAUGCCCUGUCUGCCAGGACUCCCAUGCCCUAGACAACAACCUACGCUCCAUGGACAACCUCUUCUUUGAGAGCCUGCAGCGACGGAUUUCUGUCUACCAAAACAUCAUCCAGGGUGGGUCCGGAGCGUCUUGUAACCGCUGCAGGGAACCGGCUGAUUUCUGGUGUUUUGAGUGUGAGCAGCUCAUCUGUACCAGGUGUUUCGAAGCCCACCAGUGGUUUGUGAAGCAUGAGGCAAGGGCUGUGGAGGAGCUGAGAAAAGAAUCUGCCAAGGAUUUCCUAGACGGCACACGUAAAUCCAACAACCUCUUCUGCCCCAACCCUACCCACCGGACUCCAUCCCUUACCAGCAUCUACUGCCGAGGGUGUGCCAAGCCCAUCUGCUGCACCUGUGCUCUCUUGGACAGCAGCCACAAGGACCAGUAUUGUGCCAUUAGCUCCGAGAUCCAACUGCGGCAGGAGGAGCUGGUUAAGAUCACCAGGGACCUGAAAACCCAAGAGCAGACCUUCACGGAUGCCCAUGAUAAGAUCCAGAUGGCUAUCAGUCACCUGGAACAGAUGAAGAAGGAGACCAAGGAGCUGAUCCAUUCUCAGGUCCAAGUCAUGGUGGAGCAGAUCCAGGCCAAGGAGAAGGAGCUCCUGGAGACGGUGGAGGGUCAGUACCAGCAGAGCCAUGAGCAGAUGGCGGGGAGGCUUCGGCACCUGAAAAGCAUGCUUCAGCGUAUCCAUAAUGGCGAGCUCUUGGUGGAAAAACUGCAGCAUUACGCCUCAGACCAAGAGGUCCUGGAUAUGCACACCUUCAUCCGGGAAGCUCUGGAUCACCUCAAUAAGGAGAAGCCUAUGACCCUCCAAGCCUCAGUCAAGGUGGAAGAAUUUGAAGAUUGUAAGGCCAAACUCCAGGCUCUGUUUGUGCGAGUCACCAAGGAGAAAGUUUCUGAAGCUGCUAACCUGGAGAAAGAGAGCAAGAAGGAAGAACCCAUGGAGCCCACUACCAUCACCACAGACAGCGAUUCGCAAGAUGAGAAGAAGUUACAGAAACAGGGACAUGUCACAGACAGUAAGAUUGAAACACAGGGGCAGUCUCCUAGUGCCCAGUCAAGGAAGAGAAAAUCAUCCCAUCCCAACAAAUUAAACUCGCGGAAGGUGAUCAAGAAGGAAUAUGGAGAAAGUGAAAGACAGAAGUUGAAUAAGAUCUUUAAGCAACCCGAGGCCAGCACCUCAGGAGCGAACCAACCCACCAAGACGGAUGCCUCCCCCAGCCUGGUGAACCCAGCCCCGGGUUCUGAAACACACUCUGCAGCAGAGGCCAACAGCAGCACUCGCCCUGAACUAAGUAGGCAAGGUAACCCAGUCGUGAUAAUCAGCAGCUCUGAAGAGUCUGACGAGAGCGAGUCCUGCAGUGAUUUCGGAGAUAGCAGUGACUCAGAAGAUCUUGUGGAGUGCACAGGCAGCACAAAAGCACCCCCCAGCCACCCCAUCAGAGAACCCAGUCAUGAAAACAGAGCUUUGGUGUUCUUUGACUACAAGGUUGACAGCAAAAUAGCCAAGAAGAUCACCCAGCUGGCCGCUGUAAAUGGCGAGAACAAUUUCCGUAUCAUCAUCCAGCAAGAUGAGGCCCAUUUCAGCCUCUUUUCCAGGGGGGUUGCCAUUGAGGAUGGCCUGCAGAAUUUCCUCUGCUACCUCCGUUCUUCCUCCCACCCCAUCCUGGCCGGCUACAAGCUCUGGUCGCCUAACGUUACCGUCUUCUUUAAGGCCCUAGAGACUUCCUCUAAAAAGGGGGAGUUCCACGAGAUCAUCUCGGGGUUCGUGGACGUCCUGCCUAUGGUCCGUGACAGAGUGCCCGGGGCCAGCAGCUAUAAGCUGAAGAAUCUGGUCAAGACCUACCUGUCAAAAAACGUGAAUGACAACAGUGCCCUGGCCUCGGUCAGGGCCAUGCGGGACCUCUGCAAGAUCCUGCAUAUCUACCCAGGCCAGAAUAUCAAUCGCAGAGUGCUCCCCUUCUCUAACCUGGACUGCUUUGCUUCCCUACAGCCCCUGGUCUACGUCAGUGUCCUGACCCGCACCCAGGCCAAGGUCCUUGCCCUCCGGAAUGUUAGCCUCACAGAGCUGCAGGCGGCCUUCCAUGAUGAUCCUGAGUGGGGACUCAGGAAAUACAGUCGCUACUUGGCCUCUCGGAGCUCUCGGUCACUCCCUUCCUUGCUGGGGCUUAGGAACUACCUCGAGAGCCUGCUGUCAAACCCCAAGCCAGAGGGAAAGCAGGCUGCGGGUCCCAACCAAGCUCCCCUGGGAAAAGCCUCUCCCCAGACCAAGAAUGGGGAGUGAGCUCUGCUGCAGGCCUGGGGGAUGGGAGGGAGAUGCCACGUGCUUCUCCAGACUCCACUGGCCAUGUUUCUGUCUCACUCUGCUAUUCGAUGUUCUAGUCCCCAAAUCCCUAUUUAAACGGGCUUUCCGUAUCCCUCCAUCUGCUUGGUCUAAAGGCCUCUGUGCAAUUUCAUGUGGAUGUUAUCCCCUUUCCCAACCCCCAAUCAAGGAGGGUUCUUUAGCAGACAGGGCAGAGACACCUGGAAGGUGUCUCUUUAUAAGACCAAGCUGGAAAGGACCUCUGGGAAUAGGUGGGAGAGAGAGGGCGAAGAAGGGUGGUUUCACCUUCUAAGCCCCAGCUCACCCCUUCCUCAGGUUCCAACAUAACAUAAACUAGGAGACCCUCUUGCCAUAUAGGCCCACCCAGGUCCACCCUCCAGAUUAUCUGUCAGGAAGGCCAAGAGUUUCAGGACAGGUCAGCGUCUCUCUCUGAAGGUCCUCCCUCGGCACCAGCUCAGAUUUCAUCCAACAGGCCUCUUCAGUUCCCUAGGGUUCAUAGACCGUUGCUCAGCUCCCUCUGGUGGCGCUUCCCCGCCCUCUCAGCCGCAGACGCUGUUCCCUGCUGAGCUCUGGACAGCCGCCUGGGACAUUCCAUCCCCAUGUGCCACCUGCCUGGGUGUAACUCCAAGUGCCUUUCAUACUGGAAUUGCUGCCUGUGCAUGGUCGUGGCUCCCUUCCCCUCCCCUCCCCACCAGCCCCUAGCCCUGCCUUCCCCCAGGCUCAGUUGCUUCUGCUCUUCAUUGGUGUAGGUGCUUGGCUCUUUUUUCUCUUCCUAUUCCAUAUUUACAUAGGAACCGAUGUGAUUCAGUGGCAGAUGAGGCACUGAGUGAUUGAUGCCUCUUCACCCAUGACUUUCUUGCCCUGUCUUUGUAAUAUUCUCCCUGCUUCCUCCUCAGAAUUCCCAGCUCCCUUUCUCCCAGCUCCUCCCACGCUCCUCUAGCUGUGGGAGGCAUUGUGGUAUGUUGGCAAUAAAUACAUGGGCCCAAGAAUCGAAUUCCCCGGGUACUUAUGCCUACUGUAGCGCUACCCCCUGACCGACUUGACGCAAAUCACCUCCACUUUCUUGCCCAAGUUCCUUCAACUCUCAAAUGGGGAUUGGACCAGAGUCCUCUGAGGUCCCCUCCCUCCCUGAUGGCGUGCAGUUCAAUGAUUCUGUUUAGCCGAAAAGACCCAUGUUUUCUGAAGAUACCUGUGAUUCUUCAGUGAUCAUUCCUGUUGAAGGGGAUGCCUCGAAAUGAAUCCUGUGUUUUAGGGCAUCUCAGUUGCAGAAAUAUAGAAGGUCCUGACCAUUAUCCAUCUGUUUGGCGGCAGAAUGAGGGUCAGAGGCCAUCCAACUACUGACUCACACUUAGUUCCUGGUGUCCUUUGGCCUUGACAUCCUGGGUGACAUUUUAUUAUGCAAAAUAAAAGAAAGAUACACACACACACACACACCAGGAAACAAACCUUGAUUGGUAUAGUAUACAUUCCCCCGCCUUGGUCUUCAGUAAGUGGCUUCACAUGGGUUAGAGAUGUUCCCGUUGUAAGAAAUUCAGCAGCUGUGUCUGAUCCUGGGCAUCUAGAAAUGGGAGGUGAGGCCCAAGCUGCUCCCCUCUUAAUUCUCAACUGUCACUACACCGAUGGACCCCAGUUUUAGAAAAUCAGCUGGAUAUCUGGAUUGACAUCCAAGAAAAAUAGACAUGGUGGUAACUCACCUGACAAAAAGAUGCUUCCAUUUGCAGAAGGAUUUGCCAUGGCAUUCUUAAUAUGGGGUAAUGGACAUUGCUGGGCCUGGACCUAGGAUUAAUUUGCUGUGUCCUGCUGGGCAAAUCAGCUCACCUUUCUGGGCCUCAGUUUUUCCAUGGCUAAAUGGGCAUAAAAAUAAUGUCCUACUCAUCUCUGACUUAGUGUGGCAGCUAUGAAAAUUGUAUGAGAGAUAAGCUAAGAAACUACCAUGUGAUGCCAGGGAUAGUUUUAAUAGUGAGCUCCUUGGCACAUUUAAAAUAGGUUCCAAAUUAUUCAGAGAGGCUUCAGCUUCAAUCAAUCAACAAGCAGCUUUUAAGGAACAUAGUUAUUUGUGCAAGGCAGAGGGCACCUGCAUCACAAAUGGAGGCCAUCUAUCGAAUUGGAGGCUUGAGUCAUAAUUCCAUUAUAUGACUUCCAUCAAUAUUGAAGGAAUUCCUGGCAUUCUCCGUAGGAAAGGCAGAGGAACCCUCUUUCCCUCUCAGUGACCUAAUUCACACUAUGGACUUUAGCAUUUAGCAAUUCCAUUGUCACCUUGGGACUUUGUGUUUUCAGAUUUGCAAAUACCAUGUGAUAAUAUUUACACCAACAGAGUGGUUUACUGUUCUCUCUCUGCCUUCCCAGCUUCAAAUGAAUCCGUCUGUCCUAAAAGCUGAGCUCCCAAAUGGUUGACUUUGCUCAGCUCAUGAUAAGUGAGAGAUGUCCCCUCUCUUUAACACCAUUUAUCUUUGCCUAACCGCAACCACAACUCUGUAAUGGGGGAGGGCAAAACCUGGUUUUUAGAACAGAACUUCUCCUUCAGACCAAAAUUCUCACUCCAAUGUUUGUAAAUUGUUGAAAAUCUAGAACUCUUUAUCUCUUCCCACACCACAAACUAACUCUUCUUCCUGACUUCCCGAUUUUUGUUAGUGGGACCACCAUUCUCUAGAAAAUGACUGCAAACUCAAAGGCUGCUUGGAAGAUCCAAGUCAUCUACCUAGGCCAAGAACAGACUUUAAUGGCAUCCGUUCCUGGUUAAGAAGUAGUCAGUGAAUUCUUGUUUGGAAUGAUGGAUGAUAUAUGUCUUUUUUUUCCACACUGAUGCUUAGCAGAGGCUGGUACCUGUAUUGUUCUUGGAUCCUACUGUUCAUUUUGGUAAGAUUUGUUCAUUUGUGCAUGUACUCAUCUGACUGUCCAGAUCCAAGAGGAGGAGUCUGUCCCUCCUCAUUGGCCUACAGAUCAUUUCAUGUUAAUAUGGGGUAGGCCUUGGGGAAUAGUCAGCCUAAGGUGAGGGUGGGGGGUGGGGGGGCCUUGUGAACUGACUAAUUGCCACUGUCAGUGAUCUGUACUGGAUGAUGCUUCUAUUAUGGAUGCUUCUUCCUCUAUUGAAACUAAUUAGUAGUGGAAUUAGAUCAUUCAACUCCAGCUUUUAUCCUGUUCAGUGUGAUGUCCUCCUGGUCCAAUAAGCCUGCUGUAUAUCCCAAAGUUGGGAAUCUUAGGGCCCCAGGGCUCUAAUAUCUGUGUAUCUUUGUUCUAUUAUCGCCAUUAAAUGAUCUAACCCUUGUA
Messenger RNA from Vombatus ursinus (common wombat), 6209 nucleotides. RefSeq names its product promyelocytic leukemia (gene PML). The coding region runs from base 198 to 2903 and encodes 901 amino acids. The record is from RefSeq and is a predicted model, not a curated record. Gene Ontology annotation, cellular component: chromatin; PML body; nucleoplasm. Gene Ontology annotation, molecular function: zinc ion binding; ubiquitin-protein transferase activity. The transcript has 12 exons. Lineage: Eukaryota; Metazoa; Chordata; Mammalia; Diprotodontia; Vombatidae. Gene Ontology annotation, biological process: intrinsic apoptotic signaling pathway in response to DNA damage; positive regulation of DNA-templated transcription; PML body organization.